Eublepharis macularius is the source of this 6634-nucleotide messenger RNA. It is a transcript of the gene DDR1, whose product is annotated as discoidin domain receptor tyrosine kinase 1. Gene Ontology annotation, molecular function: protein tyrosine kinase collagen receptor activity; ATP binding; collagen binding. Gene Ontology annotation, cellular component: signaling receptor complex; membrane. Gene Ontology annotation, biological process: cell surface receptor protein tyrosine kinase signaling pathway; multicellular organism development; positive regulation of kinase activity. The record is from RefSeq and is a predicted model, not a curated record. The transcript is spliced from 18 exons. NCBI's taxonomy places the organism in Eukaryota, Metazoa, Chordata, Lepidosauria, Squamata, Eublepharidae. Bases 327 to 3140 code for a protein of 937 amino acids.
CGGCGUGCGUGUCGAGAGGAGCGGGCGAGCUAUGCAAAUGCUGGAUGAGAUCAGCGCGGAGCAACUGGCGCUGCAACUUCGGCGCGGCGCUCUCGCUCGCCAGUUCCCAGCCGGAGAGGCGCGGGGCUCGCCUCUGGCUCGCUGACCGGCGCAACUGGGUCUGUCCCGCGGGAUCUACCACGCCGGGUGGAUUACUGCCUUUCGGAGUUUACGGCUUUCCUCGUUUCCCCGCAGGUGGAUUUAUCGCCGUUUCGUUGGGAGAGGAGAAUCUGGGAAAAGGCAUGAAGACUCAACUGCUGGUGUAACCAGUGAGCCCAGAGAGCAUUAUGGGACCUACAAUGCUUUGCUUGCUGUUCUUGGCUUCUGUUGGUGCAUCGGAGUUGGAAGAACACUUUGAUCCAGCCAAGUGCCGCUAUGCUUUGGGCAUGCAAGACCGUACCAUCACAGACAGUGCCCUCUCAGCCUCCAGCGCAUGGUCUGAUUCAACUGCCGCAAAACACAGCAGGCUAGGGUUGAGUGAGGGGGACGGGGCCUGGUGCCCUGCAGGUCCCGUCUACCCCAACGAUGCCGAGUACCUGGAGAUUGACCUGCGCCAGCUGCACUUCUUGACCUUGGUGGGGACGCAGGGCCGUCAUGCAAGUGGCCACGGCAAGGAGUUUGCUCGCACGUAUCGGCUCCAUUACAGCCGAGAUGGGCACCGCUGGAUGCCCUGGCGUGACCGGUGGGGCAACGAGGUGAUUUCAGGCAAUGAAAAUACAGAGGAUGUGGUAUUGAAAGACCUGGGCCCACCAAUCAUUGCUCGUUAUGUCCGCUUCUACCCACGUGCCGACCGCGUCAUGAGCGUCUGCCUGCGUGUGGAGCUGUACGGCUGUGUCUGGAGAGAUGGUCUUCAGUCUUAUACAGCCCCUGUAGGCCAGAUUAUGCCUCUUGUCCCAGAGCCAGCCUACCUAAACGACUCCACUUACGAUGGGCACAGCGUCAGCAAGUUGCAGUUUGGAGGCCUUGGUCAGUUGACUGAUGGAGUGGUGGGCCUGGAUGAUUUUACCCAGACCAAGGAGUUGCGUGUGUGGCCAGGGUACGACUACGUGGGAUGGAAGAACAGCUCUUUCCCCAAUGGCUUCAUUGAGAUGGAGUUUGAAUUUGAUCGCCUCAGAGCCUUCACAUACAUGAAGGUUCACUGCAACAACAUGCACACCCACGGCGUCACUGUCUUCCGACAAGUGGACUGUCUCUUCAAGCGCAGCCUGGCCACUGCUUGGGAGCCCACCCCCGUCUCCCACCCACUGGCUGUGGAUGUGAGAGACCCCAGCGCCCGCUCCCUCACCGUGCCCCUGGAUGGAAGGCUUGGCUUGUUCGUUCAGUGCCAUUUUCACUUCGCUGGCGAGUGGAUGCUCUUCAGUGAAAUCGCCUUUCUCUCUGACGUUGUGGAUGACCCCUCUCUUUCUGCUGCUAGCCGCCGGCCCCCAGUUGUGGCCCCUCCUCGUUCCUCUGGCCGCGACACUCCCAUCUCCCCAGCCCUGGUUUCCAUCCUGAAUGAGAAAGCUGGUGCCCACUCAAACCUCACACUCCCAGACCAGGAGAACUCAGGGGAACCAAAGUCAAGCCUGCCAAUUGCAAAGGACGACAACAGCAACACCUCCAUUCUGAUAGGAUGCCUGGUGGCCAUCAUUCUACUCCUCUUGGUGGUCAUAUUCCUCAUCCUGUGGCGGCAGUAUUGGCAAAAGAUCUUGGGGAAGGCUCAACGCCGAAUCUCAGAUGACGACCUCACUGUUCGCCUCUCUGCACCCAGCGACACCAUUGUCAUCAACAACACGAUGGGCUCUCACAGGCACUCCAACCGCUAUGAACGCAUCCACUCGGGGGAGACGGAGUACCAGGAGCCCAACAGGGCUCGCAUGAAACUGCCAGACCUGCCCCACAGUUCUGAGAACUCCGCUCUGCUGCUCAGCAACCCGGCUUACCACCUCUUCCUGGCCACUUAUGCCCAGCCCAUGGGAAGGCCUGCUUUCCCGCCACCCAACCGGGUUAAACCCAUCAACACCAAUGCGUGUGGGGCAGACUACAUGGAACCAGAAGCCACAGGCGGCCCACCUGGCUUUCAGAACAGUGUGCCACAUUACGCUGAAGCCGACAUCAUCAAUCUGCAGGGAGUCACCGGCGGAAACACAUACGCGGUGCCGGCUGUCGCGGUGGAUGCCCUCGCCGGCAAGGAUAUGGCGUUGGGGGAGUUUCCCCGGGAGCGGCUCAUUUUCAAGGAGAAGCUGGGAGAAGGGCAGUUUGGGGAGGUUCACUUGUGCGAGGUGGAAAACCCCCAGGACCUGCCAAGUUUGGAGUUCCCAUUUAAUGUGCGCAAGGGGCGCCCUCUGCUGGUCGCAGUGAAGAUUCUACGCUCUGACGCCACUAAGAAUGCCAGGAACGACUUCCUGAAGGAGGUGAAAAUCAUGUCUCGCUUGAAGGACCUCAACAUUGUGAGGCUGCUGGGCGUGUGCGUGAGGGACGACCCCCUGUGCAUGAUCACGGAGUACAUGGAGAACGGUGACCUCAACCAGUUCCUCAGUGGCCACGAGCUGGAAGAUAAGAUGGGCGGGAGCCCCAGUGGGAAGCCAACCAUCAGCUACCCAACUCUGGUCCAUGUAGGGGCCCAGAUCGCCUCAGGAAUGGCCUUUCUUGCUUCCCUCAACUUUGUGCACCGGGACCUGGCUACCCGAAAUUGCCUGGUGGGCGAAGGGUUUACCAUCAAGAUUGCCGACUUUGGCAUGAGUCGGAACCUCUACGCUGGGGAUUAUUACCGCAUCCAGGGGCGGGCAGUGCUGCCUAUCCGCUGGAUGGCCUGGGAGUGCAUCCUCAUGGGUAAAUUCACCACGGCUAGUGACGUCUGGGCCUUUGGGGUCACACUGUGGGAGGUUCUUAUGCUCUGCCAGGAGCAGCCCUACAGCCAACUUACCGAUGAAGCGGUCAUUGAGAACGCUGGCGAGUUCUUCAGGCACCAGGGCAAGCAGGUCUAUCUCUCCCGUCCUCCCGCCUGCCCUUUGGCUGUGUACGAGGUGAUGCUGAGGUGCUGGGCGCAGGACGCCAAGGACCGCCCGUCUUUCCACCACCUGCACCGUUUCCUGGCUGAGGAUGCCCUCAAUAUGGUGUGAACCAGGCUGCUAGUGGGCAGUGGAGACGACGUUGAGGAUUUGGGCAGCGCUCCAGAGACUGUUGAGGGGCAGGAUGAGGCUGCUAGGGCAGCUUGUUCUGGAAUCUUCUCUAGCAGGACGCCUGUAGGAUCUGUCCUUCCUUGGCCCUGCUCAGAACCACCUGUCACUCUCCUUCCACCCACCCCAACCUGUCCUUGUCUACCUAUUCUGCCUCUCUCUCUCACUGUCUUCUACCUACCUGUCUCCAGUCUCCUUUUCAUCCUUUCAGUGAAUGAUCCAAAACUGCCAAAUGGAGAUAAUCUGUUCACUAUGCUCACCUCUUCUUUUUUUCAGCCUUCUUUCCCACCAGCAGACUCCCAUUUCCUUCUUACCCCUGUGUCUGCUGCUGUCUAAUCCAGUUCUGCCCAAUUCUCUCUGUCCUCAUACAACCAGCUACACCAAGACCUGCCUUUUGACUUUAAACACACACACUUAUUUGGGUCCCUCUGGGUUCUUCCUGUCUCUGUAUCCUUCCUCUACUCCAUUAUUUUCUCUGUGUUUCCCUUGCUUCCCUCAGGUUCUCCACAAGUGAGUUGAGCCUUCCUAAGGGAGCAUGGGUGGUUGUGAGGUGCUUCUCCCUGCCCCUCAUUCCUCCAAUGCAGGAGCAAACAUAACCUAACUUCUGAUUGGUCCAGGAUCUGGCAUGCUCAUCCAAUCAGCUCUUCUCAAUUCCAUGCUAGUAGCCAUGCUUGUGCUGCAAGCGUUGGCGAAGAGCGGCGGCCUAAAGGGCACUGAGCCUGUGGCUGAGGUCUUGCCUUUGCGUGGCAAGUUGUUCUUUAUCACUUCUCAUCUCCCAUCUGCAGUAUGGAGAUGAUAAUGUAGACCUACCUUACAGAGCUGGUGUAAAGAUUACUGAGAUGAUGCUCAUGAAGCACCCUCAGAAACUUCUGUUGUCAUUAAUGCAAGUGGUUAUGUUGAGGUGGAUGUAAUUUCAGGUUUCUGGGCUGCCACUACCCAAUGGUUUAAAGUCUCAAACUAUGGGACAGGACCUUCAGGGCGGGGUUGGGGGAGCAUAAAAAGGAGGCACACCUGGAACCACCAGCACAGAAUUCCAGGGGGAAACUGGAUCUUGAAACAGGUGGAAUCUUCCUCCCCAAGUCAUGAGUGGGUGAGAUGCCUUCUAGUGGAGAAUUCUCACUGAACCACACUGGAUUUGCCCUGUCAGCCCAUCCUGGUUUGGGAAAGGCCCCUGCUUUGACGUUUCCCCAAAUGUGUGUUUUGCGCCGUGUCAGAGACGUCAUGUUCAAAUCCCCCCUUCGCAGACUGUGUUGGAUUAGGACAGAUCUUUUGCAGGCCACAUUCAUGGGACUGCAUGCUCCACUGGUUGGCACUUCAAGGGAUCUGUGAAGUAAAGAGUAUGUUAAGAAACUGGAGGCAGAGAGAACUUACAAAGUUUGAGAAACCUUGCCCUAAAACACGUCCUUCCUCCUCUGCUGUGCUUUCCCUGCUAUUGAGAAACGAGUUACGCCCAUCAGCUGAAUAGUCUACUAUGGCCCAAUAAUAUUGGGAGGGAUGGCAGGGCAGGGAGAACAAUGCCCAGUUUGGGUUUUUUCCCCUCAUAUAGAGAACUAAUCUUCUAAACUUAGGGAAUUCUAGCUCCUGUUCUGUUCUUUCAAUUUCUACUUGUUACCCAGAGAAUAAUUUCAUUCCGCUGAGGAAAGAAGGCAGGAAUUUGAUGUACUCAAAAUCGAGGAUCGAUUUCCUACCUUUUAAGUUUCUGCUACGACUGGACUAACACUGGCUAAGCAAGUAGGGCCUUCUGGUCUGAGCACACUGGGAUUUUAACUGAGCACUGGACACUUGGAGAGGCUGGAAGAAGUGGCUUCGAAGGUACUUUGCAAACCCAUCGUAGGCUGGGCAAACCCAGUACUAGCUGCUCUUGAAGGGGGGUGGGUGGGGUGGGGGGAAGAGUUCUUGGUCUUAGCUACUCUGACAAGUAAAUGAGGCCAGAGACCAGACUUGAAGCUGGGCAUGACCACUGUUCAGCCUUCAAAAAAGAAUGAACACUGGCCUUCUGAAAGGACUGCUUUUCCAUUGAUGCUUGCACAGCAUUGACCUCUAAGCUGCCACAGAUACACACCAACUGGGGAGCGGGCCUGUUCUUUGUGAACUGAGUUGGCAAGAUUGUAGAUAUUGUAUUGUAAAACGUGCAGGGGGGGAGGUGGAGGGGUUGCAGUUUCCAAAAGCCAGCUGAUGGGUUGGGGGAAUUGUUGUGUUCUCUAUGAGUCCAUUCGGAGCUGUUAAACAAAAAGACGCCAUUCCCAGCAAAUCACCACAAUUAUACGCGGAGCUGUCGCUCACAGCAACGGGACGUGUGCACAGCCAAGCCAUCACAGUGAACGCUGUUAGAUGAGGUCCACACGGGCAACUCCUCCCAAAUAGCCGGUGCAGUUCGCUUUCAUAAUGCCAAUGCACUGCUUGUCUGAGGGCAGGGGAGAUAAAUUCUUUCCAACUAUUGUUUGGUUUCCUAAUCACAAAAACAACCCCAGCAGACUACAUUCAUAGAAUCAUAGGGCUGGAAGGGACCUCUAGGGUCAUCUAGUCCAACCCCUGCACAAUGCAGGAAAUUCACAAAUACCUUUCUCCCCCCCCCCCGCAUGCACACCCACAUCCUUACUCCAUGCCCAGAUGAUGGCAAAACACCAUCAGGAUCCCUAGCUGAACUGGCCUGCUGAAAGUUGCUAUCUGACCCAAGGCGGCAAUCGGCCUUACCCCAGGCAUGUGAGAAGGGGCCACGAAAUUGACUGAAGUUGAUCAGCAUCUUUCUGAAUGUAAUGUUUAUUAAAUGAUAGUUGUGGAAAGCAGAAUAUUAUUUUGAUGGGAGGGAAGAGGUGAGAUUCCUUUUAAAAAAUCUCAUUCUGAAAUAAUGUGUGGUUUCUGUGCACAUUUUCCCCACUUCAAUCAAGCCCUAAAUUAUUUUUUAAGUGGUAAAUAUAUACAUUGAACAUCAUCCGAAAGGUAUGAGGUGCAACACAAUCCUAGGUAUGUUUACUCAGAAAGAACUUCCUUUUAAGUUCCACGGGGCUUAUUCCCAAGGAAGGAAAUCUGGGAUUUAACAGCAUUCCGUUGCUUUCCAGAGGGACAGUUGUAAGCAACCUUUGGCUUGUGGGGACAAAUUUGGGGACUUUUCAAAGGGGUGAAAUGCCUCAUUUUAUGUAGAUGUAUAUUUCUAUUUGGAAAAAAAAUCAGCAGCCUUCUGUCUAUAAUUGCUUCUCUGUUUAAUGGCACCUCCUCCUCACUACCCCUGUCUUGAUUCCUUUCUGUGCGUGUGUCCCCCCAACCUGGGAUAUUUGUAGCUCUUUGUUUGUUUGUAUUUUGCAUCAAGAUGUGUACAUAUUUGAAGAGCAGAGAAAAUAGACAGAUUUUUUACACUAAUAUAUAGAUGCUAUCGGGUUUUUUUUUUUAGUCCUUUCCAUUUAUGUGGUCAAUAAAAGCGCUUUGCAUUUUGUACAGUA